Molecule: messenger RNA, 3144 nt
Organism: Alosa alosa (allis shad)
Lineage: Eukaryota; Metazoa; Chordata; Actinopteri; Clupeiformes; Clupeidae
Gene: dlc
Product: deltaC
Exons: 9
Coding region: 212-2218 (668 amino acids)
Biological process (GO): Notch signaling pathway; multicellular organism development; cell communication
Cellular component (GO): membrane
Molecular function (GO): calcium ion binding; Notch binding
Source: RefSeq, a predicted model, not a curated record
CUGGUCUCUGGGCUAGCCUACCUUGUUUCGUUUAACUGUCCUUGCAGUUUAGUUGUAGGCUACAGUUUUUCUUUCUGUUGAUCGGCUAUAAUAAAUCCACCCACACCUUUCUGCUGGGUUUUUUUGUUUGUUUGUGGUAAGCCUAUAGGCCUAAGUCUAAUUUAGUCAUAGUCUGUCUCCGUUGCUUAGCAGGGAUAUUGAACCCAUAGAUAUGGCUUACACGUUUUUAUUAGCAUGCUUUUUGUCAUUUUUAUCAACACAACUGGUAGAAUCAUCUGGCGUGUUUGAGCUGAAAGUUCAUUCUUUCUCCACCACUGAUAAGGUCUGCAAACGGUCCAGAGAAUGUCUAGUUUUUUUCCGAGUGUGCUUGAAACACUCUCAAGAUGUGAUUUUGCCCGAACCCCCGUGUACCUACGGCACUGGUGUCACGGACGUUUUUCGCGCUGACGAUGAUUCUAUCUCCAGGAGCUCACCAGUAAAAAUACCAUUUCAUUUCAAAUGGCCGGGAACAUUUUCGCUCAUCGUGGAGGCUUGGAACGCAGAGUCAUCUGCUGACCACUCCUUAGAAAACCAGAACAACCUGAUUAGUCGAUUGGCCACUCGAAGAAGACUAACAAUCGGUGAAGAAUCGUCACAGGAUGUGCAAAGUGAAUUGCGCUUUUCCUACCACGUUGUUUGCGAUGAAAACUAUCAUGGAGAGAGUUGCUCGGAAUUCUGCCGUCCCCGCGAUGAUUCCUUCGGACAUUAUACCUGUGAUGCAACUGGCAACAGAGUUUGCUUUACUGGAUGGAAAGGCGAAUACUGCUCAGAACCAAUCUGCUCAUCUGGAUGUAGUGAGACUCAUGGGUACUGUGAUCAGCCUGGUGAAUGUAAAUGCCGCCUUGGCUGGGAGGGUCCCUCCUGUGAUGACUGCAUUCUUUACCCAAGCUGCGUGCAUGGCACCUGCAGCCAGCCAUGGCAGUGCAACUGCAAGGAGGGCUGGGGGGGCCUGCUGUGUGAUCAGGACCUUAACUUCUGCACAAACCAUAAGCCCUGCAUGAACGGAGCAACCUGCACCAACACAGGCCAGGGCAGCUACACAUGUACAUGCCAGAAAGGCUUCAGUGGUGAAAGGUGUGAGACGGAGAUCAACGAGUGUGACCGCAAUCCAUGCAAGAAUGGAGGCAGCUGUAAUGACAUGGUUAAUGACUACUCAUGCAGUUGCCCUCAAGGUUUCUACGGGAAGAACUGUGAGGUGAGCGCCAUGAAGUGUGCAGAUGGCCCAUGUUUCAAUGGUGGGACAUGCACAGAGAAGAGCAGUGGAGGCUACAGCUGUGCCUGCCCUGUUGGCUACACAGGAUCCAACUGUGAGAAGAAAAUGGACCGCUGCAGCAGUGAGCCCUGUGCUAAUGGCGGUCAAUGUCUCGACCUUGGGCACAGUGUGAAAUGUAGAUGUAGUCCUGGCUUCAGAGGUGCCCACUGUGAGAUAAACAUUGAUGAAUGUGCCAGGAACCCCUGCCGUCAUGCUGGUACCUGUGUUGAUGGCAUUAAUGACUACACAUGUACAUGUCCACUUGGAUACACCGGCAAGGACUGCCAUAUCCGUGCAGAUGUUUGCUCCCAGAAUCCCUGCCAGAAUGGUGGCACGUGUUUUACCCACUUUAGUGGGCCAGUUUGUCAGUGUCGACCCAACUUUAUGGGAUCCCGCUGUGAGUUUUCAAAGCCUACCAAGGAGCCCCCCAUUACGGCGGGAGGAGCCCUCCCAGCUGCCCUGGCCUUGUCCUUCACCCUAGGCCUGAUCACACUCACGCUUGUGGUGUGUGCAGCGAUUAUGGUUCUGCGUCAGAUGAGGAGGAAUCACAAAGCCCUUGCCUCAUCAGUACGCAAUGACCUGGAUGCAGCCAACAACCGCACUUCCCUGAGCCCCAGCAGUGGCUCUUCUGGCUGCUGGGAGAAGGAAGCCUUUCUGAUCCCAGGCAGCCAGAUUAAGGUGUCCAACAAGAAUGUAGCCCUCAGUACUCCUGCAUUGGAGGUGCCACAGGACCGAGCACAUUACAAGAACAAGUUUGCAGACAGCAACCUAACCAAGGACAAUGAACUCACCAAGAACAACUUGGACAUAAAUAAAUCGGAGACCAGCAUAUUUGUCCCUUCAGUGAGCUUUCCUAAAGAGGGCAUAUACCAUCCAAUCUACAUUAUUUCUCAAAUGGAGCAGCACGUUUUAGCAACUGAGGUUUGACAGUAUUCAAAAUUCUGAAGCACCUCAUCUACCCAGGGGACCUACUACAAUAUGUUUACACUUUUUAAAAGAACAAUUGAAGGAUAAUAUGAGAGUAUACUAUAUCUAUAUAUAAUAUUUAAUAUUUAUUUUUGCUGCUCAUUUGUGGUUCAUUCCUGAUCUGGACAAAUUUUCUUUGGUGACAAAUCAAGAUGACUGCUAAGGACUUUUAAGAAUUAUUUGCACUAUGAUUUAAGAGUUGUUUCUAUAACCACAUAAACUGCUUUGAUGGAAUGCAACAUUUGACCAUUUUGACCAAAGAGAACCAAGGAUCUAUCACAAUCAAGAUUGGAACUUCUCUGUGAAUGCUUAAAUUCUCAACCACUCCUUAUAAUGGACAAGGACAAAUGUGGGGCCCAGGCCUUGACCAACAGCUAUUCCAUAACCAAAUGGAAAUGGGCUACCAUGGAUGGGUAUCAUUUGUGACAAUGCAUGGAAUAAAUCAGUCAGACAGUAUUGAUGACAGAAGAACCUGCCUAAUGGAUCAGAUCAGCUACUGCACUGAUCUCUAGAAUGGGAUUUUCAAACAUGGACAUGCCUGAUCUUGUAAUUUACAAUGGCCCACUGAAAAGGUACUCCUUGUUGAACAUACUUUGAUAUGGAUAUAUUCAAUGUUGACAUUUUUUUGCAGUUUUUUCUCAGAUAGAAAAACAAUUUAUUAUAAAGCCUUUUUGCACAGCAAUUUUAAGUGGAUGCUGUUAUUUAGUGUUUAGUUAAUUCCUACUGUUUCAUCACAUGAACAGGCAAAAUAUUUUAAGACCAUUUAACUUUGAAAGUAAAUUAAUGCUUGUUUUACGUAAUUUCAUGUGCUUUUUAAAUUGACAAUGCUAUUGCACAUGUUCCUAAAAUAUAUUUUCAUCUAUUUAAUUUUGUAAAUAGUCUGUAUU